AUGACACUUGGACUUCGAGCGAUGACACGAGCGGAAUAUUUAAACGCCGUAAUUGUGGGCGGCAGGGAGAAUAUUGUUAUUGUCAUGUCAGCUUUACAAAGAGAGGGUUCCCCACCACCCAUAUAUGUGGACAAUUUUGAAAAUUACCUAAAGCCGAAGCAACCAAAUAAAUGCCAGCCACUUCAGCGAUUUCAAAAUCCAAAAGCGAAAACAAAUUUAAACCUAACAAAAAGCUUAAAACGUUUAAAAAUACUCAGAUGAUAUCUUAGUCUCUCAAAACGCUUCCAGCAACUGCCUCUGCCCAGAUUCCUUGGAUUUCUAAAAGAACGUAAUGAUGAUGGCUUGUGUAAGAAGAAGACAGGAUUUGAGAUCUACUGCGAGAUGGCUAGCAUACACGGCUUUCACAUCUUUGUGGGUGCCAAAACCUGGCAGCGAACUCUCUGGUGGCUGCUCAUUUGCACUGCAGUUCUGCUUUCGCUUAUCCUAGUCAUUAUGUCACUUUCCAUGUCAAGGGAAACACCAACCAUACGCUUUAUAGACACUAUGAUGAAGCCCACGGCGGAAGUACCAUUUCCUGCGGUCACUAUUUGCGGUUUUCAGACAUUAUCAUCCAUAAACUCUUCUGUAAUAGAUCAGCUAACCAUAAGAAAUGUAAGUUGGUUGGAACUCCUAGAGGAUUUGGCUUUACCGAUCUGUCCUCAAAUUGAAUUUUGUCAGUGGGAAAACCGAGGAAAAAGCUGCCUAGAGAAACUGAUGCCUAUUUGGACACUGGAUCAACGCCUUUGCUGCAUUUUUAAUUACAAAAAUCAGCUUUUCAGCUCUCAUUUAGGGCUCAGUUUGGUUUUAGGACCUAGUGAAGAAGUGCUCGAAAAUUCGAAUUUGCGUGGAUUAGAGGUUCUUAUACAUGAAUCCAACGAAAUACCAAACGAAGGAACACCAAGGUUACUAGUGCCAAGCGGAUCAGAAACUCAUAUUAUGCUAAGACUUUUUGUGAACCGAUUCUCGAAAAAUGUAGAGGGUUUAACUCUUCAGAAAAGAGGAUGCUACUUACCAAUAGAACGUCCUCUGAUCUCAUCUAACUUGUACAACCAAAUCAACUGCCAGGCAGAAUGUCGCAGCAAAGAAAUCUUAAAGCUGUGUACCUGUGUUCCACCCAAAGCUCCUCGUCAAGAAAGCUGGCCUAUUUGCGGCCUAAAACAAAUGCAAUGUGUAAUGGAUUUUGAUAAUGAUGAGGUCACCAACGGAGAACAAAAGAACUGCGAUUGCCUUCCGCCAUGUGAGUUCAAUCGCUAUGAAUUCCAAAGCGAUAUACGACUUAUAGAGAAAUCUACGAGUAAAAACAUUAAUAACUCAAGCUAUAAAAAUUCAGCAAAUAAAGUCCGUCUCCAUGUCUACUACGACUCACCAAUUGCCGAGCAGCUGCUCUUGGACGUGUACGAGAACUGGCUGACAUUCAUAGGAACCUUCGGUGGUAUAACCGGACUAUUUAUGGGCUGCAGUUUCGUUUCGGUCUUCGAGUUGAUAUUCUUUUCGUGUGUGCGACCAACAUGCAACUGGCUAACCCGACAACAGAUACUUUGGCGACGUCACCGAAACCAAAAGGUGGGAAACACCGGGGUGGUCAUUAGGGCUAACUAA
Messenger RNA from Drosophila eugracilis, 1638 nucleotides. RefSeq names its product pickpocket protein 11. Gene Ontology annotation, molecular function: ligand-gated sodium channel activity. The transcript is spliced from 6 exons. Gene Ontology annotation, cellular component: membrane. Gene Ontology annotation, biological process: sodium ion transmembrane transport. Lineage: Eukaryota; Metazoa; Arthropoda; Insecta; Diptera; Drosophilidae. The record is from RefSeq and is a predicted model, not a curated record.